AUGCCCGCUCCUACCACCACCCUCCUGAUCGAGGGUACCUUCACCGAACUCGCCGAUGAGUUCGCCCAGUACAUUGACGCCCUCCGCAAGAACGAGGGCGCCAGCCUCCAAUCCGAGAUCGCUCCCCUCAUUGAGCCUCUUCGCCAGCAAGAACAGUCGGAAGAGGAGCCCGAUCGCAAACAGCGCGAUGAAGUGCUGAAGAAGUUGGUGGGUGCCGCGGCCGUGUUGAACGCGGCUCCAGAGAAGGAAAUCAUUUCCGCCUACAACCUCCUCGUGCACCUGGUGCACCAGGCCUCCAACCCGGAUAUGUUCCUCUCCCGCAUUUGCACCUACCUCGCCAAACCUAUCACCACCUCGCCUCAGUUUGGCCCCACGCUCGCAAUCUCCAUCCUGUCCACCAUCUUCAACACUCUCGCUCCCACCGACUCCAGCCGUUUCCACGUCCUCCUGGCCAUCGUCGCCGUCAUUCGCCAGUCCGGCUCUUCGUACGCCUUCGAGGCUCUGAAGCCUCAGCUGGCCGCUCAGCUGCCCACCUGGUUGUCUGCCUGGGAGUUGGAUGACGAGGACGCUCAGAAGCUGCACCUUGCUGUUGCCGAUGCCGCUCAGGCUUCGGGCGAUCUUGAAUUGGCACAGACUCAUGUGGUGCAGGCCCUGCAGACGAUCCCCGCCAACGAGUCCUCCAGCAAGGAAGCGCGCGACCUGGCCGUCCGUGCCUUGACCUCCGCCCUGAAGAGCCCCGGCGUUUUCGAUUUCACUUCGUUGACCGCCGCCGAUGCCAUCCAGGCUCUUCGCUCCAGCGACAGCACCCUGUUCGAAUUGCUGGAGAUCUUCACCGCCGACACUCUGGACGCUUACGAGGAUUUCAUCGCGGCCACCCCUCUCGAAACCAUCUCUGGCGGUGUUCUGGCCGAUGGCGCCGAGGCUCUGCAGACCAAGAUGCGCCUGUUGACCCUGGCUUCGCUUGCGGCUUCGACUCCCUCUCGCUCCCUCCCCUAUGCUACCAUCGCCUCGGCGCUGCGCGUGCCCGUUGAAGAUGUGGAGAAGUGGGUCAUCGACACUAUUCGGGCUGGUCUGGUCGAGGGCAAGCUGUCGCAGCUGCGUUCCGAGUUCCUGGUGCACCGGGCCACAUACCGUGUAUUCGGCGAGAAGCAGUGGGCGGAGGUGCAGGGCCGUCUGAUGGUCUGGCGCCGCAGUCUGGAGAGUGUGCUGGGUGUUCUCCGCACCGAGCGGGAGCGCUAUAUCCGGGAGAGCAUGCAGGCCGCGGCUGAGGAGACCGGUCAGGGCAAGUCGGGCGACAAAGGAGCCAAGGGCGGUGACCGGAGACGUAACCCCCAGCAACAACAGCAGUCGCAACCCUCACAACCACAGCAGGCUCGGGAGGUUGAGUUGGUUGGAGGUGCUGAAUAG
Molecule: messenger RNA, 1407 nt
Organism: Aspergillus fischeri NRRL 181
Lineage: Eukaryota; Fungi; Ascomycota; Eurotiomycetes; Eurotiales; Aspergillaceae
Product: PCI domain protein
Exons: 2
Coding region: 1-1407 (468 amino acids)
Biological process (GO): cytoplasmic translational initiation
Cellular component (GO): eukaryotic translation initiation factor 3 complex; cytoplasm
Molecular function (GO): translation initiation factor activity
Source: RefSeq, a predicted model, not a curated record